Molecule: messenger RNA, 4343 nt
Organism: Talpa occidentalis (Iberian mole)
Lineage: Eukaryota; Metazoa; Chordata; Mammalia; Eulipotyphla; Talpidae
Gene: DNM2
Product: dynamin 2
Exons: 21
Coding region: 57-2648 (863 amino acids)
Cellular component (GO): microtubule; membrane; cytoplasm
Molecular function (GO): microtubule binding; GTP binding; GTPase activity
Source: RefSeq, a predicted model, not a curated record
UGAGGGCCGGGUGCGGGCUGAGAGCGCGGGGCGCUCAGGCCGGGAUCGCCGGCGCCAUGGGCAACCGCGGGAUGGAAGAGUUGAUCCCGCUGGUGAACAAGCUGCAGGACGCCUUCAGCUCCAUCGGCCAGAGCUGCCACCUGGACCUGCCGCAGAUCGCCGUGGUGGGCGGCCAGAGCGCCGGAAAGAGCUCGGUGCUCGAGAACUUCGUGGGCCGGGACUUCCUUCCCCGCGGUUCAGGAAUCGUUACCCGGCGGCCUCUCAUUCUGCAACUCAUCUUCUCAAAAACAGAAUAUGCCGAGUUUUUGCACCUCAAGUCCAAAAAGUUUACAGACUUUGAUGAAGUCCGACAAGAGAUUGAAAAUGAGACCGAAAGGGUCACUGGGUCCAACAAAGGCAUCUCCCCAGUGCCCAUCAACCUGCGUGUCUACUCACCACACGUGCUGAACCUGACCCUCAUCGACCUCCCGGGCAUAACUAAGGUGCCUGUGGGGGACCAGCCCCCAGACAUUGAGUACCAGGUCAGGGAAAUGAUCCUGCAGUUCAUCAGCCGUGAGAGCACCCUCAUCCUCGCUGUUACUCCUGCCAAUAUGGACCUGGCCAACUCGGAUGCCCUCAAGCUAGCCAAGGAGGUCGACCCCCAAGGCCUGCGGACCAUUGGCGUCAUCACCAAGCUUGAUCUGAUGGAUGAAGGCACUGAUGCCAGGGACGUCCUGGAGAAUAAGUUGCUCCCUUUGAGAAGAGGCUACAUUGGUGUGGUGAACCGCAGCCAGAAGGACAUUGAAGGCAAGAAGGACAUCCGUGCAGCACUGGCGGCCGAGAGGAAGUUUUUCCUCUCCCAUCCAGCCUACCGGCACAUAGCUGAUCGCAUGGGUACGCCACUCCUGCAGAAGACUCUGAAUCAGCAACUGACCAACCACAUCCGGGAGUCACUGCCAGCCCUGCGCUGCAAGCUACAGAGCCAGCUACUGUCUCUAGAGAAGGAAGUGGAGGAGUAUAAGAACUUCCGGCCCGAUGACCCCACGCGCAAAACCAAAGCCCUGCUUCAGAUGGUCCAGCAAUUUGGGGUGGACUUUGAGAAGAGGAUCGAGGGCUCUGGAGACCAGGUGGAUACGCUGGAGCUUUCUGGGGGCGCCCGGAUCAAUCGAAUCUUCCACGAGCGGUUUCCCUUUGAACUGGUGAAGAUGGAGUUUGACGAGAAGGACUUGAGACGGGAAAUCAGCUAUGCCAUUAAGAAUAUCCAUGGAGUCAGGACUGGGCUCUUCACCCCGGACAUGGCAUUCGAGGCCAUUGUGAAAAAGCAGGUCGUCAAGCUGAAAGAGCCCUGUCUGAAAUGUGUCGACCUGGUUAUCCAGGAGCUAAUCAAUACAGUUAGGCAGUGUACCAGUAAGCUCACCUCCUAUCCCCGGUUACGAGAGGAGACAGAACGAAUCGUCACCACUUACAUCCGGGAACGAGAGGGAAAAACCAAGGAGCAGAUUCUGCUUCUGAUUGAUAUUGAGCAGUCCUACAUCAACACGAACCAUGAGGACUUCAUUGGAUUUGCCAAUGCCCAGCAGAGGAACACGCAGCUGAACAAGAAGAGAGCCAUCCCCAACCAGGGGGAGAUCUUGGUGAUCCGCCGGGGCUGGUUGACCAUUAACAACAUCAGCCUGAUGAAAGGUGGUUCCAAGGAGUACUGGUUUGUGCUGACAGCUGAGUCACUGUCCUGGUACAAGGAUGAGGAGGAGAAAGAGAAGAAAUACAUGCUGCCCCUGGACAACCUCAAAAUCCGCGAUGUGGAGAAGGGCUUCAUGUCUAACAAGCAUGUCUUUGCCAUCUUCAACACGGAGCAGAGGAACGUCUAUAAGGACCUGCGGCAGAUCGAACUGGCCUGUGACUCCCAGGAGGAUGUGGACAGCUGGAAGGCCUCGUUCCUCCGAGCCGGCGUCUACCCUGAGAAGGACCAGGCAGAAAACGAGGAUGGUGUCCAGGAGAAUACCAUCUCCAUGGACCCACAGCUGGAGCGACAGGUGGAGACCAUUCGAAAUCUGGUGGACUCAUACGUGGACAUCAUCAACAAGUCCAUCCGAGAUCUCAUGCCAAAGACCAUCAUGCACCUCAUGAUCAACAAUACAAAGGCCUUUAUCCACCACGAGCUGCUGGCCUACCUGUACUCAUCAGCAGACCAGGGCAGCCUCAUGGAAGAGUCUGCUGACCAGGCCCAGCGGCGUGAUGACAUGCUACGCAUGUACCACGCCGUCAAGGAGGCGCUCAACAUCAUCGGGGACAUCAGCACCAGCACCGUGUCCACGCCUGUGCCCCCGCCUGUUGAUGACACUUGGCUCCAGAACACAAGCAGCCACAGGUCCCACAGCCCGAAUCCACAGCGCCGACCCAUAUCCAGUGUGCACCCCCCAGGCCGGCCCCCAGCAGUGAGAGGUCCCACCCCAGGGCCCCCCCUGACUCCCAUACCAGUGGGGGCAGCAGCCUCGUUCUCAGCGCCUCCCAUCCCGUCCCGUCCUGGACCCCAGAGCGUGUUUGCCAACAACGACCCCUUCUCAGCCCCUCCUCAAAUUCCAUCUCGACCUCCUCGGAUUCCACCUGCAAUCCCCCCAGGAUUGCCCAGGAGACCACGUCCAUCGGCUCCCGCCCGACCUUUCUUCUGAGCUUCGUGGGAGACCCCUCCCUCCUGCCUGGCUGCCCCUUUGGGGCAGGUCUAUCCUAGCUCGUGUCUCUGAGCCCCAAUCACCAGGCUUUAUGAUUUUCUGACCAUAAUUUAUUGACUCUGGCACCCAGGCCAGACUGCCCUUUAUUCCAUGAGGCUCCUGCACAGGCUUGGGUUGGGCCAUCCCUCAGCCCUGUCUGGGGACCCUGCAGAGACUGGGAGGGGCAGGAGAUUACAGGCCUUACUCCAAGUGUUCUGUCACCAAACCUCAUAACCUGCUUCCUGUGGAGCUGAGGGGCCAGGGGCUCCUCCUUGUCAAUAAAGUGACUAUCUUGGCAAGAAUACUGCAGCCAUGUCACCUCCCCAGCCUAGAAGCUGCUCCCAGCAGCAUCAGCAAGAGGCCUUUGGUUGGUGACAGAGAGAAAGGCAUGGGGUCCCUAAAGCAGCAAGCUCCCUCCCACCAUGACCUGGCUCAGAGGGCCCUGGUGGGGAGCAGUCAGAGAAGUUUGCUUUCUGGGCCCCAUCCUUUACUGGGCAGCACUGGUGUAGGCUGGAAGACUCUGACUAAGGCACAUUCACGGUAGGGGGCAGAGGCAGCAGCCAGAAAAUGUAAGGGUUGCAUUCUAACAUUACUAAGGCCCUAUGCAUGAUUUCCAGGAAAGUUAGUGCCACUGCUGAGCUCUCCCUCCCUCUCUAAGUCCUGGGGGCCCCAGGCCUGCAAGCCAGCCUGUGUUCCCUACCCAGGACCGGGGGUCUCAAGGAAGUCACAGCUCAGUCCCAGACUGCACAGUCUCCUUGCAUAGGAAACUAAGAUGGGGAAGGGACCCCAAGUCUCAUACACAAGCCCUGCUGCCCUCCUUUCCCCAUUUUCCAUCCAUGACUGGGGCUACGUAGGCACGGGGCGCUUGUCCUGGAAGAAUCGCUUGAGUGUGCAGACCUGCAGGAUGGCCACAAGCAACAGCACAGCCACAUUCACAGCUGACCAGAAGUUGACCCGCUCCAGGUUGCCCUCCUGCAGGUUUCGAUCACGUGCCUCAAAGGCCCGCAGCAGUGUCAGCAUCUGGAUGCUACGCUCCAACCGAGUCCUCAUGGUCUCAAUGGACUCCUAUGGGACAAAGGGAAGAGCAGGGUCAGUCCUUCAAGGAGCAGAUACUGAUAAAUCCAGGGAAUAUGGGGCAAGACAAGAAUGUGUUUGGGAGUUGGGACAGCUGAGCACACAGACUAGCCAGUCUGCCUGAGCCUAAGUCCUCACUGCUACUUCCUGGCUAUGUGACUAUGAGCAAGUUAAUGAACCUCCCCGCACCUGAGUUCCUUCCUCAGAACUGCUGUGAAAAUUGAAUCCCUACGUAUAUGUAAAGAAUGUGUUACAUGUGGCUAAUAAACAGCAGCUACUCAAGCCAGACUGCCUGGGUUCAAAUACUGGCUCUGUCAAUUGCUGGCCAUGUGGCCUUAGGAAUGAGUUACUUAGCCAACUUGUGCCUCAGUUUGCGUGACUGUAAGUGGGAGAUAAUUAGAGUACCCAGCCUACUUCUUGGGGUGGUUAUGAAAGUAUUUAAUGAAUUAUUUGAGCCAUUAAAACAAGUUUCUCCUAGAAAUGUGUUAAUAUUUUAAUUGUGAGCUGCUACUGUUAGUUGGGGAGUACCACUAAGUGAGGGAGGCUUCUGGGUCAGGACAUGGGGGACCCCAGCUGAGGUAG